Asparagus officinalis (garden asparagus) is the source of this 1589-nucleotide messenger RNA. RefSeq lists its product as uncharacterized. The record is from RefSeq and is a predicted model, not a curated record. NCBI's taxonomy places the organism in Eukaryota, Viridiplantae, Streptophyta, Magnoliopsida, Asparagales, Asparagaceae. Bases 57 to 1310 code for a protein of 417 amino acids. The transcript has a single exon.
GGGAAAGUUUCCUAACAAUUUAUAAUCUUGUUUGGAACAAAUAUUCUCACCUGGCAAUGGUGUUUCUAAACCCUGGCUCAAACCUUAAAAGCCUCUCACCAAUUCAGACUCGUUUCCUCUCUAACAUCACCAAUCUCCUCCAAACUCCAAACCCUAACCCUAACCCUAGAAUCCCCAUGGCCAGCACCCCCUCAAAAAGACCAUUUUGCCACCGCUGCACAAAACCCCACCGCCUCUGCCUCUGCUCCCGCCUCAAGACCCCGCCAUUGAACAACCCGAUCUCCAUCACCAUCCUCCAACACUCCCUCGAGAAGCGCCACCCUCUGAACUCCACCAGGGUCGCCCAAUUAGGGUUCAAGAACCUCGCCGUGGUCCCCGUCACCGACGUCAACUUCACCGCCCGCUUCGCCGUCCGCCCAGUCGUCGAAAGAUCGGAUUUUGAUAAGACCCGUUUAGCUGGUUUUGAUAAUGGAGACGGCUCCGGUGAUGGGUCCAGUCCUGAUCAAUUGAAGAAGUUGAAAUGCAAUGGGGUUGAGGGUGGUGUAGAAGCGACUUCUGAUCCAAAUCGAUCGGAUUCCGUCGAAAGAUUGGAUUUUUCAGGUACCCGUUUGGUUGAUUAUGAUAAUGGUGAUGGUUUUGAUAAUGGGUCUUUUGUUGAUCAAUUGACGAAGCAUAAAAGUUCAAUGAAGAAAUUGAGAUGCAUUAAACUCGAAGAUGGGGUAGAAGCGGUUUUUGACAAGUAUCGACUCGCUUGCUCUGCCGGUGAGCUUGUAAUCGACAUUGAACGCACUGCGAAGCCUGAUAUCAGUUGGGUUCUGAACACUCCAUUCGGCCGAGUCUUGGCGCGUAAUGAAUUUAGGGUGACAAAGUUACAGAGGAAGCAACUGAAGCCUAGUAGUGAAGAGCUUGAAGAUUUCGAGGAGUUUGACAUUGUGAUACCUCCAGGAGCUGCACUUCUGUUUCCUGGAGGGAAGUCGAGUUUCGAUCCGAAGGAAAUGGAUUUCGAAGUGAAGCAUUUGAUUGUUUUGGAUGGAACUUGGGCGAAGGCACAGAGAAUGUACCAUGAGAAUCCAUGGUUGAAGCUUUUGCCACACAUAAAGUUGGAUUCGGAGAAGGAGAGCUUGUAUAGUGAAGUGAGGCAUCAACCUAAGGUCGGGUGUUUAUCGACAAUAGAGAGUAUUGUUUGCGCAUUGAAGGGACUGGGGAAUGAUAUGGAGGGAUUGGAUGAUUUAUUGGAUGUUUUUGAAUCGAUGAUUAUCGAUCAAAGGCGGUGCAAGGAUGAGAAGUUCAAGGACAAGGAUAUGGCGUAGAGCGCAUUUGAGGUAGUAUUCUGAUUGCGGCUGGUAAUUCUUUGGACAUCUGUGAUGUUGGCGAUGAAAUUUUAUAGAGCAGGUGGAGGAAAUGGGAUGUGUUCUAUUGGGAUUUCUCUGCUUGCUGGCGUUAAGCGCACGUCCAUCUGUAGAACUUUCGCACGUAAUGAAACAAAUGUUGGGGAUUGUUUUAAGAUUUUGAUCUCAAUGCCAACAAAAUCUGCUGUAUGCUAACAUUCUACUGGUGGAUCUUGUCAGUAUUUUGGUAAUUAAUAACCU